UUGGCUCCAAGACAUCUCUCAAUACUUCCUUUGGGCCGAGCUGCCUGCAUGUAGUAUCACUCGAUUUUUGCUUGCGGGGCAGAAUGCUCCAGGUCUGUGAAAACGUGGCAAGGUCUAUGUUUUUUCCAAAACAGGACCGUUCUCAACGGAAGGAAGUCCUCGCAAUUGCAGAGGAAGAUUCAACUUUCAAGUAUUAUUGAGGGGCUACAACACGCUACUAGGCAGCACUAACUUAACCAGAACAAUAGAGGGAGAUUUCACAACCCGCCAACGUGGGAGAUGGAAGUUAGCUUGAACAGGAUAUAAAUCAGGAAAGGAAAGCUGCGAUAACACGUAUGCUCAGUGAGCUUGUUCUCGAGGAAAAUAUUCAACCCCAUACCUAUCGUAGUCCAUAGUUCAAUCCAAUCAACACACCGCCGAUUGUUUGCGCGAGAGCUCAAGACAAUAGUAUUAUAUACCUCAUGAGUACAAUUGCAUUAUAUAGUGCACCAUCUAUCGUAUGAUACAGCACAAAAUCACGAAUGACACCCACGACCCGUGGCUGCUUUUUCUAAAACAGCGUAUCUUCCUAUAAACAGUUAGCCAUCCGUCCAGAAAUCCCCAGCAGCAAUUGAGCAGAACAUACAUCCCUAAGAUACUCCCCAACAUCACUCUGUCUGAACGCUGUGAUACUAGUAGGAUCCAGCCUGCGAACCUCAUGCGUCGACCUCGCCGUAACUCCAAAUCCCUACAAUGGCCACCGCUCCGAUUAGUCCCCACCAUCCUCACUCGGACAAAGAGCACCAUACCAAAGGCGUAUCAUUCAUAGAAUAAACCACAACCCCCUGAUGCUCGGGUGUAUCCUCACUGAUCCUCCCAACAUGCGCCUUGAGCACAUUAUUCCCAUACAAAAACGGCAUCUCCCCAUUCGGCUUCACCCACACUUUGUACUUUGCGUGCGAGGCGAUGUGAUCCAGCGCCGUGACACGCAGCUUGAACUUGCCCGUCUUUGUAAACUUGCCCAAGCAAGUGCCGAGCGAGAGCAGGUUCGCCUUGGCGACGGAGGUUGCGAGGCGGGCAAUUGAUUCGCGGACGUAGUAGACUCGGUCUUUUUGGACACGGAAACAGUGAGGGUCAGUGGGACGGUCGAUUAGGUGAGUUAUGUUUCGGCCAAUGUAGUUUGCGAGCUUUUCGAAGAGGCGCUCGGUCUCGACGUCUGUUAAGGGGCGCAUUGUCGGACUAUCGCUUGGUUGGGAGUAUGGUGCUGGGUCAAUUAGCUUGCGGCUUUGUGAAAAAAUUAAAGUUGGUCAAUGGUGAGGCUCUUAGCUGGGGUGCUUGGGCAGGGUAACCCCGCACUGGCUACAAAACUCUGGAAAAGAAGAAAAUAAUUCGAACUUUCGUGUGAAAGUUUGGUGUCUGAUUUACCUUGCGCAUUAUUUACCAGUACUUGCCAGUAGCAACGACCACCGGAUCCAACAUGGGAGCUAGCAAACGGAAGCAGGGAAAGACUCAAUCGGUGACCACUCACAAGAAGCCGAAACUUAGCGAGCCCAAAAUCAAGAACAAAAAGAGCAAAAACCCCGUUCCUCCGCCACGAGUUGUCAAGAGUGAGUCGGAGGAGUCGGAGGAGGGGGAUGAGGAGGAUUCUGACAACUCUAAUGAAGAGAGCGAUGAGGAGGAAGAGUUUCGUGGAAUUGAGGAUGGAGAUGAGGACGAGGAAGUGAACAUCAGCGAUAGGGAGAAAUCGAAGGGUUCAGCGGGUGGAGCAAGCGGAUGUGAGUCCAAAUACGUCCGGCUACUCCAAAAGGAGAACUAACAAAUUACCAGCUUUAAAGUCGAAAGAAUCGCACGCAGAACAAAAGCGCCUCGCCGCCGAACGCAAACUCGCAAAGCCCCAUGGAGAAAUCAUCACCCGCAGCAAGCGCAUCUGGGAGCGAUUGCGCCGUACAAAGCUCGCGCCAGAGGAGCGUAAAAAGCUUAUCGCUGAAUUGGGCCAGUUGAUCAAGGGCCGCGUGAGCGACCUCGUUUUCAAACAUGAUGCAUCGAGGAUCGUGCAGUCUGCGUUGAAGUAUGGGGAUAAAACGACCAGGGCGAACAUCACCGCUGAACUGAAGGGCAAUUAUGUUGCUUUGGCGCAGAGUAAGUUUUCUUCCACUUCUGCUCCCUCUAUGGUUCAUUUCGUCCUUCAUCCUUUCCCAGGCCCCUUAACGGCGUCAAUUUUAGCGGUGCUGAUGCGUUGGCGUGAUUAAAGGCAGUUAUGGAAAGUAUCUUGUCGUCAAGAUAUUGCACUACGGCACCCCCGAAAACAGGAAAAUAGUGGUCCAAGAGUUCUAUGGACACGUCCGGAAACUCAUCAAGCACCGUGAAGCAGCAUUAGUGAUUGAAGAUGCAUUCCGAGAGUAUGCAACACCCGAGCAGAGAUCAGCGCUAUUGCAGGAAUUUUAUGGCGUGGAGUUUGCUAUUUUCAAGGUGCGACGUUCGCGCGAGUGUCAGUUGUUAUUGUUAAUUUGUUGAUCAUACAGGAUACGAGUGACAAACCCUCCUUGAAGGAGCUCUUGCAAAAGUCACCGGAAAAGCGGGCUGUUAUAAUGAAGAGUCUUUUCGACCAGAUCGACGGUGUCACUAAGAAGGGCGCUACUAUCUUCACUAUCCUGCAUAAGGCCAUGCUGGAAUACAUCUUGAACACCCGGCCAGGAACAACAGAAACAACAGAGUUCAUAGAGCUUGUCAAAGAGCAUGUUGCAGAUAUCGCCUUUACCAAAGACGGAUCCCAAGUGGUCGUUAGGUGCAUGGCCCUAGGAACUGCAAAAGUGAGUAAUAUAUAGCCCUGCCUAAAUAACAAAAGUGAAUACAUCACACACACACACACACACAUAAGAUCAUCCCUACAAUAUAAUGUAUAAUGUGUGCUAAUGAUAAUAACAACCAGGAUCGGAAGGUAAUGAUCAAAGCCCUAAAAUCAGAGGCAAUCUCACUGGCAAGGCACGAGUACGGCUAUCUCGUGCUCCUGUCAAUCUUCGAGACAGUUGAUGACACAGUCCUGGUAGCAAAAAGUCUACUCCCAGAGUUCCAGAAACAUCUACAAGAACUUGCAUGUGACAAGUAUGGCCGCACGCCACUUUUGUACCCAUUUUCAGAGCGUCACCCGAGAGUGGUGCCUCGGUCAGCAAUUGCAGCUUUAGAAGAGGUAGAAAAACUCCGCAAGUCCACUAGGUACGACCUCCCUAGGCCUCCUUUCUUUUCACCCUCUGCCCCACUACCAGUAUGGUAUGCCGAUGUUGAGGGAGCACAAUAAUAAGACCUCGUAACUGUGUCCCCCGGACGAAAGGAGAAACUUGGGGGAAGAAACAAAAUCAAAGCUGACAAUACGCCUCCCAAAAAUUCAGCAAGAAGGAUCCAGCGACCCGCCUGAGUGAACUUCGAGCUCACUUCUCCCAGCCGUUCCUGCAAUGUAUCGCCAAGAAUGCAGGAGACCUAAUCCGGGACUCUUUUGGAUGCCAAUUCAUCACGGAGGUUUUACUCGGUAGCACAGGUACGAUCUCCCAUCUAUCCACUCCAUCUACCCAAUGGGUAUGAAUCCCCGAGCCCACAAGGCCAGACAAGCUUUUUCCCGGGAAAAAUAAGUGACCAAUAACCGGCUAACUAGACCGAAAAAAAAUUAAAAUUCAGGCGAUAAAUCCCCCGCUCUACAUGCCCUCGCCAGCACCGCUGCCGGGGACCCAAAAACUGCAGACGGCAGCGACGGCCCACACGUCGUAAAUACAGCUGCCGUCGGGCGGAUGUACAAGACACUAGUCACGGGUGGACACUACUCAUCCAAGGAGAAUAAGGCGAUAGGUAGGCAAACUCAAUCCCCGGAGGGUGAGAAAGAAUGGGCAGAAGGAAGAAGAAAUCGGCUAAAUACAAGACCUCCAUAAACAGCAAUCACCCCCCCGCUAGGUUUCCACUCCCUCCUGUGGGAGCAGAUCCGCCCGCACGCCAAUGCUUGGGCAACAGGUACGGGGUCGUUUGUUGUAGUAGCUUUACUGGAAGCUGAGGGAUUCCCGGCGAGGCAGGAGCUAGUCAGCGUCCUCAACAGGAAGAAACUGCGCAAGGCGGCAGAGGACGUAGGUAAUAAAGGUUCUAGUGUCAUUAUGGGCAUAUUAGAGAAGGGGGGUGAAGUAAGUUGAUGUGCUGUACCAUAGCCAGCUUGGUCGCCGAUCGUAUUUACUAGUACAGAAUG
Messenger RNA from Tuber aestivum (summer truffle), 4201 nucleotides. The record is from the annotation of a GenBank genome assembly. NCBI's taxonomy places the organism in Eukaryota, Fungi, Ascomycota, Pezizomycetes, Pezizales, Tuberaceae.